Messenger RNA from Camelina sativa (false flax), 2009 nucleotides. RefSeq names its product NAC domain-containing protein 26-like. NCBI's taxonomy places the organism in Eukaryota, Viridiplantae, Streptophyta, Magnoliopsida, Brassicales, Brassicaceae. Gene Ontology annotation, biological process: regulation of DNA-templated transcription. The record is from RefSeq and is a predicted model, not a curated record. Gene Ontology annotation, molecular function: DNA binding.
UAUUCAUCAUCAUCACCCUCUGAUCUUCUUUAUUUAACCCUACUCUCUUUCUCCUCUCCCAUCCUCUCUCUUACUAUCUCUGACUCUUGGGAUCCGAUCUCUUUCCGGUGGCUAUUCCCGAUGAUAACUGUCAAAUCUUUUCCAUUUGCAUAACUUCUGCUUUUAGGGUUUUCUCCCUCUCUCUCUCGCUCUCUCUCUCUCUCUCUCUCUAGCUCUGAGUAUUUUAUAGUGUAUUUCAUGAAGUGUUCGAUCUUUCCAAGUACAAGAGGAAGAUUCAAGUAAGCGCAGUCACAUACAAUAACUCAAAUCCUGAGCUUUUUUUGAAGGGCUUUGAGUUAAAUCAACCUGUUUUUGAGUUUUGUUUUUGAGGGCGGCUAAUUUCAAUACGUACGGAAAAAUAAAGAAAGGAUGAAUUCAUUUACUCAAGUACCACCUGGCUUCAGAUUUCAUCCAACUGAUGAAGAACUUGUAGACUACUACCUAAGGAAAAAAGUUGCAUCAAAGAGGAUAGAAAUCGAUUUCAUCAAGGACGUUGAUCUUUACAAGAUUGAGCCAUGGGAUCUUCAAGAGUUAUGCAAGAUAGGAAACGAAGAGCAAAGCGAAUGGUACUUCUUUAGCCAUAAGGACAAGAAAUAUCCCACGGGAACCCGAACCAAUAGAGCGACGAAAGCAGGAUUCUGGAAAGCCACCGGAAGAGACAAGGCUAUAUAUAUAAGACAUAGUCUUACUGGUAUGAGGAAAACACUAGUGUUUUACAAAGGAAGAGCCCCAAAUGGACAAAAAUCCGAUUGGAUCAUGCACGAAUAUCGCUUAGAAACAAAUGAAAAUGGAAUCCCUCAGGAAGAAGGAUGGGUGGUAUGUAGGGUGUUCAAGAAGAAAUUGGCGGCAACAGUGAGGAAAAUGGGAGAUUACAAUUCAUCGCCAUCGCAUUGGUACGAUGAUCGUCUCUCUUUCAUUUCCUCCGAGCUCGAUUCCAGUUCCCCACAACAGUUUAUUCCCAAUCAUCAUUAUAACCGCCACCAUCAUGAUCACCAGCAGACAUUGCCUUGUGGCCUCAAUGCGUCUUCAGCUUAUGCAUUCAACAACAACCCUAACUUGCAAUGCAAGCAAGAGCUCGAGUUACAUUACAAUCACAUGGUACAAUAUCAACAACAAAACCAUCAUCUUCGAGAAUCUGUGUUCCUCCAGCUUCCUCAGCUCGAAAGCCCUAAUAGUAAUUGCAGCUCUCUACCUUAUGGAUCAAGCAACAACAAUAAAAACACAAGAGAUAUUGGUAACUUGCAGCAAUCAUCAAAUCUAUCUCAUGAGCAACAAUUGCAACAAGGGAAUCAAAGUUUCAGCUCUCUUUAUUACGAUCAAGGAGUAGAACAAGUGACUACUGAUUGGAGAGUUCUCGAUAAAUUCGUUGCUUCACAGCUUAGCAAUGAAGAGGCUGCAGCUGCUUCUUCUCAUCAAAACGACAUCAAGAUAGACACGAGAAACACUGCUUAUGAUCAAGUGAGAGAGAAUGAUUCUGAAAGGGUUGUUGAAAUGGGAGAAGAGUAUACAAAUGCUCAUGCUGCUUCUACUUCGUCGAGUUGUCAGAUUGAUCUCUGGAAAUAGUGAUAAAAGUGAAGAAGAUGCAAGGAUGAAUAUAUAUGAAAAAUACAUAUGUCCACUAGUACUGUGUAGUUGAUGGUGGACACAGUUCUAUACUUUAAGAAGAAAGGGGAAAAACAAGGAGUUAUUUCCCGGAUUUAUAUAUGGAGGUUUUGUACAUAAUAAAAACCUACAACAACAAUAUGGUAUUUUCUUUUGAUUAUAUUUUGUUACAUUAUUGAACUAUAUAUAUGUUAUACGCACACAUGUAUGUGUAUAUGUAUGGAUGUAUAUGUAUGUAUGAAUGUAUAUAUAUGCAUCCCUAAUUAUAUAUAUAAACCAUAUAUAUAUGAUUUAUGAUUUAAAUGUGAGACCAAUUUUGUAUAAAGGGGACACCUAGCUACUUCUAAAUAAAAUUUAAUACUUGUAUA